Crotalus tigris (Tiger rattlesnake) is the source of this 2202-nucleotide messenger RNA. RefSeq names its product chorion class B protein L11-like. The coding region runs from base 957 to 1406 and encodes 149 amino acids. The record is from RefSeq and is a predicted model, not a curated record. Gene Ontology annotation, molecular function: structural constituent of cytoskeleton. Lineage: Eukaryota; Metazoa; Chordata; Lepidosauria; Squamata; Viperidae. The transcript has 3 exons. Gene Ontology annotation, cellular component: intermediate filament.
AGUCAGUCGCUCAUUGGAACCGAUUGGGGAAUUCCAGAAGAUUCCAUGAACUCCAGAAUGUUCCCUUCUUCUUCCAGACCCUGUUUAUCCAGCUGUUCUAACCCAACUUCGCACACCACAAAAAUGUAGCAGACAUUUUCAUGGUUCUUUGAAAACUUACUAGCCUACGUCAAAACAUUUGGAAUAAACCAAAUAUUCGGAAGGGGGACUAUCAUGGAGAAACUUCAACUCUGAGCUUCUGGAGGCGACAAGACCAUCAUGAGAAGAUUGAACACUGAGGUUCUGGAGGUGACAUUCCAUUGGUGAUGGAACCUCCAGGAUGCUUCCCCCUCUAGAUAUCACUGCUGAGUGGAUUUAACUUGGAGCAGGUGGCCUUAGGUUCAAAUGUAAAGUUGGGUUACUGGUAUUUUCAACAAGGCCUUGAGAACAUUAUGUUUCCACCUUCCCAUGUUUUGGGUUGAUUCAGGGAUAUUUGCAGAGUCAUAAGCUCUCCACCUUGAAGUCAAAGGUAGCUUUGGGUUUCUGUGCUGAUUCAAGGAAAUGCUCCCAUUUUCAUGGAGCUGCUCCUGAGGACAUCAACAACUCAGCUUUGAUCUUACCUUGGCACCUCUACAAGAUCAGAUAAGUUCAGAUAAACAGAAGCAUUUGACGUGAAGUUGGCAAACCUGAAAGGACACAGAUAAUUCAGUAGCUUAUUUGUGGUGACUUGAUGAUUGUACCUCAAAGUGCCAAUGCGACAAUUUUUGCUGAAUGAAGAACCUUUUUUUUUUCAUUUUGAAUGCCAGCCAAGCAAAUGGUUGGAUGCCAGUUGAAAUGUCUUGAGUCCCAACUUCCUGGAGACGCCAACAGAAUCGUAUAAAAGUUCCCUCUGCUUUCUGCUGCGCCACCAGCUUCUGCUUGACUCUCCUGUCUUCACUACUUCUCUUCGAAGAAGACUCACCUCACAACUCAACACCAUGGCCUACUGUGGACCCGCUUGUGCUGUGCCAUCUUGCGCAUCCGCCCCAGUUGUUGGCUUCGGAUCAGCCGGUUCCAGGGGUCUUGGCUGUGGUCUCGGCUAUGGAGGUCUUGGUUACGGUUUGGGUUAUGGCCGUGGUUUGGGCUAUGGCUACAGAGCUGGUGCCUUGGCCGAAACCUCAGGAAGCCUGGGCACCCUGGCCGGAGUGAUCCCACAACCCAUCAACCAGAUCCCACCAUCUGAGGUGACCAUCCAGCCCCCUGGAUUUGUGAUCACCAUUCCCGGUUCCAUCCUGUCUGCCAGCUGUGAGCCCGUCGCCGUUGGAGGCAACACCCCAUGUGCCCCUGGAGGUCUUGGACAAAUUGGUGCCGGCUAUUUUGGAGGCCGCCUGGGACGUCUCGGCUGGAGAGGCAGCAUCUGCGCCCUUCCCUGCAACCUCCCCUGUUAAGUAAACCCGGACUCUCCAUGACCCAAACAAAUGUCGGGCCUUGUUCUGGCCUGUCUGUCAUUUUCCCAAUUCUCUGCCUGCUCUAGGUUGAUCCCAUUGCUUUCAUUUUUUCCCCAGCAUUCCCACAACCAUUUACGGCAAAGAGCACUACAUCUUCUUGUGAAAUCAUCCCCCAGAUAAAUUGAUCGCUCACAGGUUUUAAGUGAAGGUAUGAAGAAAAGAAGCUCUGCAAACUUCUUGCCUACAGAGGUCUUGCUUUAGGGUAUGGCUAUGGAUCUGGUGCCUUGGCUGGUGUCACCUCUUCUACUAUCAACCAGAUCCCAUCAAUCAAGAUCGUCAUCCAGUCACCUGCUUCCAUGGUGACCAUCCUUGGUUCUUUCCUCUUCAUCAGCGUGAGCCCAUUUGUGUUGGAGGCAACACAACAAGUGUGAUCUCUGAUUCUUUCUGGCAGUGGCCUUUAUGGGCUUAUGGCUUGAGGAGGACAAGAAGGAGGUAUAUUGUGGGGAUGCCUGCUUGUCAUUGUGUCACUCUGAAAAAAAGAUUAGUCUAAGUCUAGGAAGGAUCUGACAUGGACUGAGAAGAUGAACAUCCAUCUGUGGGUGUAUGGGCUUAGAAUCUUAACAAAGUUGAGCGUCUAGAACUUUUUUUGAAGCUCUUCUUCUUCCACUGAGCUGGCAUUACUUCUUGUCUAAACCUUUUAGGGCCAAGAGAAAAGGAGAUCUGUAUUAUGUGGUUUCUUUUUGUCUUUUAUUUGCUUUGUACAUUGUUGUUGCUUUGAUAAUUGUCCAUUCCUGCU